AUGACAUUCGUAAAUAAUUCAUUUAAGUUCGAACUUAAAAAUGGAUGAAAAUAUACAAAAAUUGCAAAAUUAUAUUAUAAGUCCGGAAUUGCCAAUACAUAAUCCGUUGCCGGAAAUUAUACCGCGACAAUGUGAUACAACUCGUCUGCUGCAUUUACCGAAAGGUGCUACCAGCACCAAACUGGUGCCACGUCGUGACUUUCUCACAGGCGAGAUCAUUGAGUUUGUUGAGGUAGAUUUAGCAGAUGUGGGAGCGAAUGCAUGCAAUUCUACCUCAAUGCGACGGGAACCCGGACUGCUUAUGGAAGCAACUCGAGGUUCCGCUAUGAAUUUUCCUUUCUGGCCGGGUGGAUUCGACGAGCCGCCACGAGAAAUCAUGAAACCUAACAUUGACUUGGAUUUAGGCACAGAGCUGCUGACAGUGCCACCAGGAUUUCAAAAAGGCUAUAAUUUUGAGGAUAGCAUGUUGAAAGUGAUUUCCGGAGGUACAGUGUUAGGAGAGAGUAAUAACGUCAACCUAUUAAAAAACCUGGAAAAAGAUCUCGAUGUUCAGGAAUGGCUUAAACUGACAGAACAACCUACGGAAGUAGAUUCUGUAACUGAUUUUAAUAACUCAGCCGAAUUUAAAGAUGUUGAAGAGCAGAUUAUGAGCGCAGACCUGAAACCCGUACUUGAAAUAUCGAAUACAAAUACAAAAUCGGCAUUUAGCAGCGAAUGGGCUGAAAUGGUAGAUAUUUCACAGCCUAUUUUGAACUUCAAAGAGAAAAUUCCGUGUCCCGCCAUGACCUACCCAUUUGAGUUGGAUGUAUUUCAGAAGCAGGCUAUUAUUAAAUUAGAAGAGCGACAAUAUGUCUUUGUUGCAGCGCAUACAUCUGCCGGUAAAACAGUAGUGGCAGAGUAUGCAAUAGCCUUGUCACAACGGGACCUAACGCGCACAAUAUACACUUCACCUAUUAAAGCGCUGUCAAAUCAAAAAUAUCGAGACUUUAAGAAAACUUUUAAAGACGUUGGACUAAUAACCGGCGAUUUACAAAUUGAUCCCACUGCUUCGUGCCUUAUUAUGACCACGGAGAUUCUACGGUCAAUGCUUUAUUGCGGUAGUGAAAUAACACGAGAUCUCGAAUACGUAAUUUUCGACGAAGUACACUAUAUAAACAAUCCUGAGCGCGGUCAUGUGUGGGAAGAGGUGAUAAUAUUACUUCCAGACCAUGUCAAUAUAAUCAUGUUGAGCGCUACUGUGCCGAACACGUUAGAAUUGGCCGACUGGGUUGGCAGCACCAAAAAAAGAAAAGUCUAUGUGAUAAGCACACUCAAGCGUCCAGUCCCACUUAUGCAUUACCUUUACACCGGCUGUGGUGGAAAAAGUAAAGACGACAUAUAUUUACUAGUAGACGCUGAUGGUAACUAUCUGCAGAAAAAUUACGAGCGGGCGGUAGAGCGCAAAAAAGAAAUGCAAUCCAAAUCAAAGGGUGGUCAGAGUGGUGGUCCGCCAGCAAAAAAUUUCGUAAGCGCUAAGCAAGAUCAAAACAUGUGGAUUGGGCUGAUAGACUUUCUGAAACGCAAUCAAAAAAUGCCCGUCGUCGCAUUUACAUUAUCACGCAAUCGCUGUGACAUUAAUUUACAGGCUUUGCAAUCAGUUGACUUAAAUACUGCCCGCGAAAAAGGUUCUGUUCAAAAAUUCUUUCAGCAAUGCUUACAAAAGCUUAAACCACCGGACCGUCAAUUACCACAAGUUCUUACAUUGAAAGACUCACUUGAGCGAGGAAUCGGCGUUCACCACAGUGGGAUACUUCCCAUACUAAAGGAGAUUGUGGAGAUGCUCUUUCAAUCUGGUUUGGUUAAACUACUCUUCGCGACGGAAACUUUUGCAAUGGGUGUCAAUAUGCCUGCUCGUACAGUUAUAUUUGAUUCGCACCGCAAAUAUGAUGGAAUUGAGGUGCGAAAUCUGAAGCCGGGCGAAUAUAUCCAAAUGGCCGGUCGUGCCGGUCGUCGAGGACAUGAUGAAAACGGCACCGUGAUAUUAUUGUGCAAAGCACAGGUGCCGCCUUCAAUGGAUCUGCGCUCAAUGAUACUAGGCCAACCAGAAAAGCUACAAUCGCAAUUUAUAUUGCGUUAUGCCGUCAUAUUAACUUGCCUGCGCAUUGAAAGCAUUAAAGUAGAGGACAUAAUUCAGUUCAGUUUCAAAGAGUUUAAUCAAAAGCUUCAAAUACCAAUGCAGAAAAAGCAACUGGAAGUGGCGCAAGACAAGUUUUCCCAACUACCCGAACUGGGUGAACACCUACAGCCACUAUGUCGAUUCUACGAACUCGCUCAGGAAUAUAUCACUGAGCGGCAACGUCUCAUGAAAUUUUUGUUAUCACAACCUAAAAUAGCGAAAGAACUGAAAGUUGGUAGGGUACUUGUGGUCACACAAGGCAGACACUACAACAAAUUGGGUAUAAUACUUUCUAUAAAAUCUACUCCAGGAAAAGAUACAGUAUACAGAUUAUUAGUAUUGCAACAUCAGUUUAAAGCAAUUGACCAGAAGGAUAACUUUCACCGCAGUGAAAUGUACUACAAAAUCGUGUCAUUAACUCCACAGCACAAGUUCUUCCAGCCCGAGGGUAUCGGCGGCCAUGACGUAAUCGAUGUAAAAGCCGUCGAUAUAGUUGAGAUUACGAAAAGCACCAUAAAAGUUGAUGGCGAUGUAAUAAUUCGCAAUUGGGAGCAACGUCAAAUCGAACGUUUCAAGGAUACCCCACCAGGUGCAACUGUGGUGAAGGCAGUAAGUGAGUUACAACAACUCAACCAAAAUUACAUAGACAAACCGGAAACGUUGAAAUUCAUGAACAUCUCAAAAGAGAUUAAUUUAAGUCAGGAGAAUGAAUUAGCGCAAAUUCGCUACACGGAGCAUUUGUGGAAGCAGCUUCUCGCAAUAUUGCCUCAUACGAACAUUGCUGGUUAUGAACAAGAAUUCGCCACUGUUUAUGAGCGCAAAGUGUUGGAACGGCGUAUAGAGGAGUUGAAGUUUAAAAAUUCGACUAAAAAUCUCUCACUUUAUCCGGAUUAUUGCAAUAAAUUGAAGGUGUUGCGUGCGCUUAAUUACAUCGAUGAUUUGGACGAGGUUACCUUAAAAGGCAAAGUUGCUUGUGAAAUGGGACAGAACGAGCUAUUAAUAACGGAAUUAAUACUGUGUAAUAUGUUCAAUGAUCUCCAACCCGCGGAAAUUGCGGCUCUGCUUUCUGGUCUAGUAUUUCAAGGAAAAAUCCAAGGAGAACCGGUGAUUCCGGAGAAGUUGAAAAAAUGCGUUAAGGAAUUCGAGGAUAUCAACGAUACAAUUUUAGCCGAAGAACUGCGCCAUCAAACAAUAGUAGAAUCAGAUAAUCGUCUCAACUUUGGAUUACUUGAAGUUGUGUACGAAUGGGCCCGAAAUAAGCCAUUUGCUGAAAUAAUGAAAUUAACUGAAGUGCAAGAAGGUAUAAUCGUGCGUUGCAUACAACAAUUGGAUGAAACUCUACGUGACGUUAAAACUGCUGCCAUUCGUAUUGGCAAUCCAACAUUACAGAGCAAAAUGGAAGAUGCAUCAACCGCCAUUAAACGAGACAUAGUCUUCACCGCAAGUUUGUACACCGCAUUAUGAUUUGCUACAGCAAAUGAACUUCCUGAAAAAAUAAAAAGUUUACGAAAUAAAGAUUUAUACAUACAAUUUUGUUUUAAUUAA
Messenger RNA from Anastrepha obliqua, 3700 nucleotides. RefSeq names its product SKI2 subunit of superkiller complex protein (gene tst). The transcript has 8 exons. Gene Ontology annotation, molecular function: RNA helicase activity; ATP binding; RNA binding. The record is from RefSeq and is a predicted model, not a curated record. Gene Ontology annotation, biological process: nuclear-transcribed mRNA catabolic process, 3'-5' exonucleolytic nonsense-mediated decay. Bases 41 to 3619 code for a protein of 1192 amino acids. NCBI's taxonomy places the organism in Eukaryota, Metazoa, Arthropoda, Insecta, Diptera, Tephritidae. Gene Ontology annotation, cellular component: Ski complex.